UUUGCUUCCCGGUGUUUCUGUGUGUGCGUGCGCGCGCGCGCGAGGGGUGCGUGUGUGUGUAGUGUGUGAGCGUGGGCGCCUGAUGGUGAAAAUAAAAUACCUCCGUAGCUUCCCAACGUUCAACAAGCCACGCACUAGCGAACCCGAAGCAAAAUGUUAACGCCUUCAGAAAAGCAGCCAGCUCUGAAUCCAGACAUGGGAACGCGGACCACGUAACCUUUAUCAGUCUCGAUGAACGCCGUCGAAGUCAAAGUAAGGACGGUGAGGCGCUGCAAGUUAAAUGGCUCCUCUUCAUCAACCACUCAGGAUGAAAGCAAACGGGAAAGAGGAAUAUACUCAUCCUCGUAAGAUGGUGCUUGAUUCUUCUCACAUUUGACCACAGUUGUUGGAUCACCAACAAUGAUUGUUGGAAUAGUAUCCCAGGAGUUAUACCAACAACUUCUGGACCCCAAGAAUUAUCAGAACCGCACAAAUGGCGUAGAAGAGCUCAAGCGAAUCCUUUCGGAAGUAGACUUGAAAUUGGUCCCAUCUGAGAGUAUUGAAGAGUUCAUUAAUUUUCUUACUAGACUUCUCGAUGACAGUAAUUUUAAAGUAUUGUAUGGCACAUUGCAAGUUUUAAACUUACUUAUUGAGAGGUUAGAUGCGAGUAUUCUCAAGUAUAAAAAACAGAUCGCUUUGGUUGGCGUUAAGGCUCUUGGCGACACUCGUACCAUCGCCAGGAAUGAAUACAUGAACAUGUUUCGUCUGAUGAUGAAAACUGUGGCCCCGCAAGAAGUUUUAGAUCUUAUUAUUUGUAACUUGAAACACAAAAAUUCCAGAGUACGGGAGGAUGUUCUUAGUAUCAUCAUUGCAGCUAUGCUCACUCACCCGAGGAAAGAGUUCAACAUCCCCAAGCUUUGUUUUGAAGUUGCACCAUAUCUGGCAGACAGCAAAAGGAAGGUCCGUCACGCUGCCUUGGAGCUGUUUGCAGUUUUUGACUCCUGCUUGGAUAUGGGGAAAAAACAGCCUCUAACAAAAGCUGUGGACAUGGUUGAGCUCAGUGAAGACGCAGAGGGACUUAUGGCAGCUGUACAGGCCAGACGAGCGAGACAUGUUCUUCCAAGACUUUCAGAAGAGGGAGUGGUAGAGUACGGUCUGGUGGUGGCUAAAUCAGGGGUGCACUGCUCCACACAGGGUAGUAGUUCAGGAGCUGAUCUGGACUGGGUGAUGAAUGGAGGACGGAUUAGCAGUGCAAGGAGUCAGCGAACUGAACAGGACUGCGAGCGACUGUAUGGCUAUGGCAGCUUAGGCUCUCUCACUGAUGGACUUCGCUCUCAGAGGAGGAUAGUCAGUGCUGGUAAAGGGAAGAACAAACUUCCAUGGGAAACGCUGAGCAAUUCAUCGAAUGAAAAAAACCAUCAGUGCCGCUCCCCCGACGGAACGUGUUCUGAACAGGCCACAAGUGAAGAAAUUACUUCGCCAUCGAGGAAGUUUAGUCCGGAGACCUACAUACCAACUUUUAGUUCUGCAGAACCACAGACACCCCAAACCUCCAGGAGAAGGAUAGCGCCAGCUCGGAUCAGAAGAAGUGGAAGCCUCAAUUUAGACCCUGACAUCUUUAAAACCACAAAUUUUACUGAAUCAGAUAGUGUGUUAUCCAAAGGGCAGUUGCUCUCGAGGAACCCCAGUGUUGAGCGCACACUUUCCCUCCCCACUAACCACACCACAACAAGCUCCUUUCUGCUGCCGUCUUACCCUCUGGCUGCACUCCCAGGAGGCAUGCUGACUCCGACACUAUCCCGUCGCCAUGCCGACUCUUCCCUGUCUAUGUCCAACACCUGGCCCAACAAGCGAGAGAACAGCCCUCACCAGCGAGACACUAGCCCCUGGGGGGACACAGCCCUCAAAGGAGAUCUCUCUAGCAGACACUCUCCUAGGCCGAUUCGCGCCUCCUUAAAGAGUUCCUCGUCAACAUCAUCAUUUCGCAGAGCCCUGAACAGCAGCAGGACAGCCGUCUCCAUUUCACCAGUCGUUCCUUCAGGAGAGCAAUUUUAUAGCACUGACCAGAGUCCCAAUGUAUGCAACAGCCCCCAGAAUCAGCAUCAAGAGAGGGACGUUCAACUAGAGCCUGCUUUCUCUAAAACAACACAGGAUCCUCAGGAGGAGGAUGCUCUUGAUAUGCAGGAGAUGUUGAACUCACUGCGUUCAUUACGCAACAGUGCUGCUAAGAAAAGGGCCAAAUUGAGCCUAAGCGGUUCUGACCCAGACCAGGAAUUACCAGAUUCCUCUGUAAGGUCAUCCCUGGGCCAAGACCUCCCGUUGCACACCUCUCCCAUCCUUACCAGCUCAACUGGUGAAAGCAGCCUUUCCAAUUUGAGUCCCACACCCUCCAGUGUCUUCGGUAAAAGUUCUGGAAGCAUGGCCUCCCCAAGAGUGAAAUCUCGUAUUGCAAGAGUGUCCUAUGCAAACCUAAGGUCUUCUGUGUCCAUGGACGUAAGCAACCCUCCAGGACUAUCUCAAAGUAAUGAACUGUCAUCUGAAGUGGGCGUUGUCGGGCAGAGAGUCACUUACUCCAAUGGAAAAUUCAGAGCUGGUGAAGACGCGACUGUAUCCUCUCCGCCAUUGGUCAAACCAUUGUUCAGAGUUGUUAAGGCUACAAAAGGAUCAGGAAGCAGUGGAAGCAGAAAUUCACCAACUACAGACAUGCCUGAAGGUGUCAUUGGAAGAGGCAUGUUUGGUACUGCAGUGUCCUCCCUUCGUUCAGAUUUGACCUGGUCACUGGAGAAGGGUGACUUUGUAGACAAACCUACCGUUGACCUCUUGGGAGGCCUCCCUGUUAUCUCCGGUGACCACAAAGGCCGUGACGACCCAUCCCUAGACGAGGUGAAUAAUACAAAAUCCAUCCGGGAGAAGAUUGAGCUGCAGCAUUCAGAUGAGCUUGAUGGGCAGUCCACUCAAAGGGAGAAGAUUCGGUACCGUGUCAGACAGAUGCUCAGUGAUUCACCCAAAGAAGAGAAUAUGGAUAAAAAUCUGCAUUUGAACGGCAGCACAAUCACUUCUUGUAUAGAAGACUUCAACUCGGAAGGGUCACCUAUAAGCCUCAGCAGCUCGGUCAGUCCACCAGGACUACAGAGCCCCGUGAAGUGCCUCACUCCUCCUCAUCAACCGAGCCCCCCCACAGUGCCUCCAAAUCCCCAAAACCUGUCGAGAAUGAGGCGGGCGCCCAGCCUCAAUAGAACGCGCCCCUCACUGUCCCACAGUUCAGAUGAUCUGUCCCCUGAUACCAUGAGCCACAAAAAAAAUGUAUCCCAGCCUCCAGGACUGUCUCCCUUUUCCAAACCGGAUGUGGCGCUGAUGCAGAGCUUUGACUUGCUGAAUACAACAGACUGGGACAAGAAAAUUGAAGGUCUUACACUACUACGCUCUUUGGCUCACUUCCAUUCUGACACACUGCAAAGCAGGAUUCGUGAUGUCUGCCUGUCUCUCAUUGAAGAGGUAAAGAACCUCAGGUCAGGUGUGUCCAGAGCUGCCGUGUGCACGUUGGCCGAUCUUUAUACGCACCUGGAGAAGGCAAUGGACCAGGAGCUGGAUGCGACUGUGAAAUCCUUGCUGGUCAAAGCGGGUGGGAAAGAUGUCUUUAUUAGACAUGAUAUUGAUGCUGCUUUAGACAGCAUGGUGCAGCACUGCACGCCCACAAGAGGCAUUCAUGCUUUACUCUCCGGAGGACUUUGUCAUCCCAGUGGACUGGUAAGGAAUUGCACUGCCCAACACUUGGCCAAUUUGAUAGAAAAGGUCGGAGCCACUCGCCUCCUUUCUGGAGGUAAAGAUUUGACUGAAAGAAUCAUACCUGCGGUCACAAAGUUGUCACAAGACUCCUCACAGGAAGCCAGAUACUACGGCCGCCGGAUGCUUCUGCUCCUGUCCGGCCACCCGGAUUUUGAGAAGAUCCUGGAAAGAAUAAUCCCAUUCAAAUACCUGCAGACUACCAGAGACACCAUCUUAACUCUCAAGACUAAGGGGCUUGGCGAGAUGCCUCAGGAGACCCAGUCAGCCAGAGGUAGACGCUCGCUUCCAGGAAGCGGUACAUUUCGAGCAUUGUCUCUCACCAGAGAACCUCUCAACCACACUGUCAGAAUGUCCAACAGUAAUUACAGCAACAGAUCUCAGGCACUGAAUAUUGAAGACAAGAGUGAAUACAUCAAACACAUAACAGGCCUGCUGGGCUCCAAGGACUUCAGAGAGAGAAUCAAGGGAAUGGACCAGUUAGUGGCCGACUGCGAGCACAACCCCAAAGUUGUCAUCCAAAAUGUAUUCCCGAUUUUUGAUGCGCUGCAGGCUAGGCUGCAGGAGUCCAACACCAAGGUCAACCAAUACGCCCUUGAGUCGCUGCAGAAAAUCAUCCCCCUGUUCAAGGACAACUUGUCUCAAGUGGUUAACAUUCUGGUCCCGGCAAUUGUGGACAAUCACCUCAACUCUAGAAACAACGCCAUCUACUCAGCUGCUACUAGAACCAUUAAUGCACUUAUUUUGAACCUCGAUAACAGUCUCCUCCUGCAGCCUUUUUGCACUAAGGCUCAGUUUGUGAGCGGCAAAGCAAAAGUGGAUCUGGUCGAGAAGGUUGCAGAUAUGGUGAACGAGCUGUACCCCCGGAAGCCCCAAUUGGUGGAGCAGAAGGCGCUUCCCUUGCUGUGGCACCUACUUGGCGCGUCCAGCCACAGCGGUACCGUCCACGGACGCGGAGGCAGCGUACGCGGCGCCACAGCUUGCCUGUGCCGAACUCUUUCCUCCCACAUGGGCCCAGGCCUGAACGACUACGCCGCAGCCCAGUCGGUCAGCAUCCACAAAGGGUUGAAUGAGGUUCUAAAGAACACACCUAAAAGAUAACUGGAGAAGACCUUACAGACACGACAUUGACCUCACUUGAAGACAUCGAGAUGUCCGAUAUUUCUUAGUGCCUGCACUUUUAUCCCAAUGUAGAAAAAAGUCCUCCGAGAUGAGCAACUUUGACACUUUUCUCAGUGAUUUCUUUCUCUGGUACUCAAGCGCCAACUAUUGCAAAAUCAGGUCUUACUCCCUCCCACACAAAACUGCUUUCUUUGCACAUUGACAAGGCAGUUCAUUACAAUGAACACGAAAUUUGCGUACGAAAGUCAUUGCUUUACUUCACGUGCCAAACGUGAACUACCAACGACAAAUCAGAAAGCCGUUUGCGGAAUGUAAGGUUCAAACAAACAAAAAAAGGACAAAAGCCAGGAAUCUGGAAGCGAUAUCAUGUUUUUGCGACCUCAAAGAAUGUCUAAUUUGUUUGUCGUUUUAUACGGCUGUUGUUUGCUGGGUUGUGAAAUGAAUUUUACUAGGCUAGUACAAGAUACUUUUGUACAGCUGUUAUGUAUUUGUACAGUAUUAGAGUACAGUUGCGCUCAAAAUAAUUGCAGUGCCACAGGAAUGGCAAGAUAAAUUGGCUCCCAUUGGCGGUGAUAGACGUCAAUCCAUUUUGACUGGGCGGGUGGCAGCAGUCAAACGAUCCACAAUUAUUCAUUGCUAGCCAUCGCAGUUCGAUUUCAUUUACCAUUCAUAUAAAGAAUGUUGGCAUUUUCUCAGCUUUUUAAAGACACUGCUAUUAUUAUGUUGCCUGGUACACCAGACUCACCGCUGUUCCAGCUAUUGAGUCUGGCCACCAUUCACGCGGAUACAAUUUCCAGGGCGGAGCAAGCCACAGCAAACAGACAGCGGAGUGGACCAAUCAGCGACAGGGAGACGGCGUUAGUAAAAUGACGAGUGAAGGACGAGGGACUUGCGUGCGGAAGUAAACAUAUGAAGAGAGCGGAGUUUAUUCAACAUGGCUAGCGCGAGACAGACGGUUGUCAAUGACUCGUGUCGAUGUGUUUUUGGUAAUUUAAAACUGAUUUUACCGUGGAUUGGAACAUAUUCUCGGCUCUCCCGUUCACCAUCUGUGUUGUUGUGGAGACGACUUUCGACGCGCAAGAGUGAUGUUGCUCGUUAAGAACACGUCACGCAAAUAAACGAAUCUGAUUUGUCGAUUGAUUUUGUACCUGCUCGAGAGGCCGUUAAUGGGCUGGUUCCCAGACUAUACUCUCAGUGUUUGAAAAAUACAUGGAGAACAGUCUGGCAGAGCCAGGCAAAUUAUUAUGAACACAACUGUCAUUCUAUUAUCCUUAAACCGUAUGACGGUUCAGUCGACAAUUUGAUCUGUUGAAUCUUGUUGAUGUGCUGCACACUUUGUCGUUUUUGUUUGCAUGAACUGUCUAGCUCGAGGCACAAUGUUAGUCAUUUUUAGCAAACUAUUGAUGCCUGGAUCAAAGCUGGCUGUGGAAAAGGACUUUGGGCUACUCUCCCGAUGUUGCCUCGGACACGGCAAGCGCAGAUGGAGGAUUCUCAGAACAGUGCCAGUCUUCAAGUUGCCUUUUAACGUCUUCUAUUGUUAAGUUAUAUCCAACUUGUUGACAAAGACAUAUAUAAAUAUAUAUAUAAAAGGUUUUAUUUCUGUAACUCGAACUUCCUUGUGCUUUUUUCCAUAAUUUAUGCAUUGCAUUCACGCAGUGCCCACCUGGUAUUAGACAAUUAGA
Corythoichthys intestinalis (scribbled pipefish) is the source of this 6566-nucleotide messenger RNA. Its product is annotated as TOG array regulator of axonemal microtubules protein 1-like. Gene Ontology annotation, biological process: microtubule cytoskeleton organization. The transcript is spliced from 23 exons. Gene Ontology annotation, cellular component: cilium; cytoplasmic microtubule. Bases 400 to 4863 code for a protein of 1487 amino acids. The record is from RefSeq and is a predicted model, not a curated record. Lineage: Eukaryota; Metazoa; Chordata; Actinopteri; Syngnathiformes; Syngnathidae. Gene Ontology annotation, molecular function: microtubule binding.